AUGGCUGCUACGCACCAGACGACCACUGCGCUGCUCACCGAACACUUCCGCUACACGCCACUCACUCUCCUGGAUGACAUUAUCAACACGGUCAACGAGCUGGUCUUUCGCGCCGUCAAUGCUAUCGAGGAAGGCUUUGGAGGUACGACGGCGGAGCAAUUGGGCUUUCAACUGGAUCGGGACACUGCAGCAUCGCUGCCGAACAGUGACGCCAGGCGAGACGCCCUUGCAGAGCUCAAGCAGAACGAAGUUGACAACGGCAUUGUGAAGCUGGAGAGCUUGCUCAAUGCCACGGUGGACAAGGACUUUGACAAGUUCGAGAUCUAUACACUGAGAAACAUCCUGGCAGUGGGACACCGAGAGGACGAUCUCGCGAACUGGGUCCGGCUUGACCACUACAAAGGCAUUGAUGUUGUUGCUGCAGAGGAUGUGCCAAGCCCGGAAGCUGUUGAGCUGCAGAGGAAAAGGCUACAUGAAACGGCCAAGCUAAACAUUAUGCUAAAAGCAGAAGAGGCCAAGAAUGCUGUGAUCCUACAGCAGUUGAGUGCGCUCAUUGGGACUGAGCCAAAGCAGGAUGCGGACGCGACUGACGCCCCCUUUGCGUUUCUCAAGGCGGCGGCUGGUCAGAGCAAGCACCUGGAGCAAGACACACAGAAUGCCCUCAGCCAGAUACCAGCGGUACAGCAACUUUUGGCUCAGUUGAAGGAAGCAAUGCAGACUAUCCCCGCGGUCAAGAAUGGCAGAUACGAUGAUGAGGACAGCGCGGAAGGCAGGCGUCGCCGGUAUCUCGAGAACCAGAGUCGCAGGGCCCUUGAGCGUAAAGGUAUCGACCUUGACUCCUCCGCCGGCACCUCUUUGGCAGCAGGAAGGAAGAUUGGCCGCGACGAAAUUGAGGGCAUUGAGUCUGUCGUGCAAGCACUUGGGGGCGCUGAAGCCACCUCUAGGACAGCUAAAGAGUAGGCUUGUCGCAGCACGACCGAUGUUAAAGUGCCGCUUGAUCUAUGCACUGUGGUAUGGUGGCCUGUCUGGCCAUUAAAUUGCUGCCAUGCGCAUAUGGUUCGAGUGCUCAGCGUGUCACGUUCGCCAUUCGGUCCCGAAUCCCAUCUCGUCAGGCCGGAGUUGGCAAAGUAUCGCGCCAACAUGACUUCAGAACUAUCCCAGUCCUGAGCAUAGUAUUACUGCUGCUGCAGGACAUCGAGAUACUACACCUGUGGACAUAGGUGAUUCUGUGCUUUCAAUCUUGUACGGGUACAAGUGCGUCUAUGCCUUACUCGUGGCCGCAAAGGAGGCACUCGGGGGCAACAUGACAAUAAAACGUACAAGUCAGCAUCAUGGCCACCACUGAAGAGGUUACACGGAGUCCGUCGAUUGUGGCACUGAAUUAUACGAGGCUUUCGAGAUGCAAGGACCAGGGUCCAUGGGUGCCCUCUACUCCAGACCGUAUGAGAGAACGAAACGCAUAAUGGCAUUCGGUUGGCCUUACUAGAGAGGUACGCCCGGCGAUCAAUGCACAUCUUGGCAUCGAGGAGGGAGCAGAAUGGGCGAUCUAUUCUUUUCCGAAUUGGGGUGACUGAGACAGCACACGUUCUGGUGCUGAUAAUACCUCCUAUGCCUACUAAGUACGCAAUCUCACACAGCACCAUUCUGCAGAGUCAUACAAGC
Molecule: messenger RNA, 1662 nt
Organism: Sphaerulina musiva SO2202
Lineage: Eukaryota; Fungi; Ascomycota; Dothideomycetes; Mycosphaerellales; Mycosphaerellaceae
Exons: 1
Coding region: 1-960 (319 amino acids)
Biological process (GO): mitotic sister chromatid segregation; mitotic cell cycle; protein localization to kinetochore
Cellular component (GO): chromosome, centromeric region; nucleus
Source: RefSeq, a predicted model, not a curated record